UCGCGACACGAUCGAACUACAGAAACGAUUCGUUCAGUCAAAAUGAAGAGUCUGUUCAUUUUCGGUGUCGCGAUCCUCGCAGUUGCGAACUGCGUACAGUCGCAGAUUGUCGCGACUGAGAAGGGACAGAUCCAAGGUUCGAUCAACGUCUCUGUAAAAAGUUCCGUCAAGUACUCUAGCUUCCAGGGCAUUCCUUAUGCGAAACCGCCGGUGGGCAAUCUUCGAUUCAAGGAAUCUCAAGAAGCUGAGGCAUGGACCCACGUGAUGGACUGCACUAAGCCGAAACCCGUGUGCCUCCAACGCGUCGGCAAUUCAACCUACGGAGACGAAGACUGUCUCUACGUAGACGUCCACUCUCCCGUGACGGAUCUCAGUAACAUCGUUGAGAAGAAAGCAGUUUUGGUAUGGAUCUACGAUGCCGGACUCAUGACCGGAUACGGAGUCCACGACCAACUUGCUCACGAGUUCUUCGUCGAGAAAGACAUGGUCGUGGUUAAAGUCGCCCAUCGUUUGGACGCAUUGGGAUACUUGGCACUGAACGCUGAAGGCGCGAAGGGUAACGCUGGUCUGAAGGAUCAGAACUUGGCUUUGAAAUGGGUUCAAAAGAACAUCGAGAAAUUUGGUGGCGAUGCUGGCAGAGUAACUCUGUUCGGAGAGGGCACAAGCAGUGCUCACGUCGGCUACCACAUGCUCUUGCCUCAAUCGAAGGGUCUCUUCCACAAAACCAUUCAUCACAGUGGCUCGCCUCUCUGCCCAUGGGCGUUCAAGAAACGCAACGAUGCCAUUCAACAGUCGGAAGGCGUCGGUGCUCUCUUCGGCUUCUCCGCUUACGAUCACGAGCAGCUUUUAACACAAUUGCAAGGAGUUUCGGCUGCGGAUCUGUUGAACAAAAUUCAUGCGACCGACAAUUACUUGCUGGGUCCGCUCGCUCUUAAAUUCACAGUUACGGUAGAAGACUGGUUGACCGCUUCUCCCAUCGAAUUACUUCAAGGCGGAAACCUCAACAGUUGCCCGAGCAUGAUCGGUUUCAACAAGAACGAGGCUUUCGUCCUCAACACAGCAGGUGUCGAUGUUCUUAAAACCUCGAUUACGUCGUCUCUGCAAUAUGUCAGUAACAUACUCCCAGGAAUAAUCGAUUUCGCGCUCAGGAAUUUCGUGGACCUGUUGAUCAAUGCAGUUCAACAGGAACAUACCAUUGAGACAUCCGUCGCCUAUUACUUCUCCUGCUCGGUCGACCUCAUGCAAAGGUACUUCGUCAACAUCAUGCAAGACAUCCCCGUCUUUUAUUAUCGUUUAUCUCUCGAAACCGAGGACAACUUACACGAACUCUACGACAGUAGCGUGAGCGCCGGUGCUCAGUUGAGCCAAGACGUUAGCGUGUUGUUUGGUCACGAAGUAGCAUUCUCUGCCAGCGCCUCGAAUACCCUGAAUCAAUGGCGCGAGAAGAUGGUCGGAAUCUGGGUCAGCUUCGCCAGAGAUUUUGAGUCUACCGGUGGAAUAUCCGCAAGUGCUACCGGUGGCGUGCAAUGGCAAGCGUCGGGAUCCGUUGGAGCACAAAUGGACAUCGGAAGCGUUUGCUCUCUGGGUGGACGUCUCUUGAGUUCGUUCUACACCGUUCUAGAGAAAGUAAUCGAAGUGUGCCUGACGGUCAACACAUCGAGCCAGGGCAUCUUCGCACUCCGAUCGACCAUUUUUUGGUUUGAACUUAUGUUUCGACCGGUAUAUAAAUUGACCGGGGCGAGCUCGAUCUUCAGUAGACGAAUACAGUCAGCUAAAAUGAAAGACCUUUUCGUCUUUGGUAUCGUGCUUCUCGCAGCCGUUGCGAACUGCGUACAGUCCCAGGUCGUCCAGACCGAAAAGGGAGCAGUUAGCGGUUCGAUCAGCCUCUCGGUUUCGGGAUCUUUCAAUUACACUAGCUUCAGAGGAAUUCCUUAUGCGCAACCGCCGGUAGGCAAGCUCAGAUUCAAGGAAUCCGUCGAAGCUGAGGCGUGGUCCCACGUGUUGGAUUGCACUAAGCCGAAGCCCGUGUGCUUGCAACACGUCGGCAACGGUACCACCGCGGGAGAGGAAGAUUGUCUUUACGUCGACGUUCACACUCCUCACACGAGCUUCGAGAGCUUCGCCGAAAAGAAAGCAGUUUUGGUAUGGAUCUACGGUUCCGGAUUCCUGACCGGAUACGGUCUGCAGGAUCAAAAUGCUCAUGAGUUCUUCCUCGAACAUGACGUCGUCUUGGUUAAAGUCGCACAUCGUCUGGACGUAUUGGGAUACUUGGCGACGGACGUCAAGGGAGCUACGGGUAACGCCGGUCUCAAGGAUCAGAACUUGGCUUUGAAAUGGGUUCAAAAGAACAUCGAGAAAUUUGGUGGCGAUGCUGGCAGAGUAACUCUGUUCGGAGAGGGCUCGAGCAGCGCUCACGUCGGCUACCACAUGGCCUUGCCUCAAUCGAAGGGUCUCUUCCACAAAACCAUUCACCACAGUGGCUCGCCUCUCUGCCCCUGGGCAUUUAAAUCACGCAGCGAGCUGAUCAGUGCGGCGGGCAAACUCGCCGAACUCUUCGGAGCUGCUGCUGGAGCGAGUCAUGAAGUUAUUUUGGAAACUCUGCAAAAAGUUUCCGCCGAGACACUCGUUCAAAGUGUCCACGCCUUGAGUUUGUUGCCGGGACCUCUUUCCGUGCAAUUCGGUGUUACAAUCGAGGAAUGGCUGACGUCUGAACCCGCUAAAUUGUUUAAAAACGGAAAUAUCAACUCUUGUCCGGUGAUGCUUGGUUUCAACCAAGUGGAAGCAAUUCUCAUUACCGCGGGCACCGAGGCUCUCAAGAACGCUGUCUCCUCCAGUAUCCAAGGUAUCUCCAAGGCUAUUCCAUUGCUCGAAUUUGGAAUUCGAACCGCUAUCGACGGCGUGAGCAACAUUAUUGAAGACACGCACAUAGUGGAGACGUCCACUGCCUAUUACUACUCCAUGGCCAUCGAUCUCAUGCAAAAGUACCUGGUCCAAGUCGCGGGAAGUAUCCCUGUGUACUUCUACCGUAUGUCCCUCGAAACCGAACAGAACUUGCACGAACUCUACGACGGCGCUGUACAAGCUGGUGAAGAAUUCACUGCAGACUUUAGCGUGUUGUACGGUCGUCAAGUACAAUUCUCCAAGAAGGUCUCGAGCGCCCUGAACCAAAUGCGCAGCAAGGUUGUCGGAAUGUGGGUCAGCUUCGCCAAAGACUCCGAAUCCGCCAUAUCCGCUUCCGUAACCGGUGGCGUGAAAUGGGUUGCCUCUGGAUAUAACGGAAACCAGUUGGAUAUUGGCAAAGAGUUUUCGAUGGGCUUGCGUUUCCUGAAUCCGAUUUUCGUUGCCUUUGAAGGAGCGUAUGAAUUCGUGUUGUCUUUGGGUUCCGUAACCAGUAGCGUUAUCAGUGGCAUAUCCAGUAUCACCCAGUUUGGCCAUGCCUCUGGCCACCAUAUCGGCACUAGCAGCGGUGGCAGUCAAGGAGGUAUUUCCAUUGGUGGCCAAGGAGGCAUUUCCGGUGGCAGUAGCGGUGCCAACAAGGGUGGUAGCCAAAGUGGUAGCAACGGUGGAUCUUCCAGCACUGGCGGUAACUCUGGCAGUGGCAACAAUGGAAGCAAAGGUGGUAGCUCCGGUAACGGUGGCAGUCAAGGAGGCAUUUCCAUUGGCGGUCAAGGAGGCACUUCCGGUAACGGUGGCAGUCAAGGAGGCAUUUCCUUUGGCGGUCAAGGAGGCACUUCCGGUGGCAGUAGCGGUUCCAGCAAGGGUGGUAGCCAUGGUGGUAGCAGCAGUGGAAGUUCCGGCAGUGGCAACAAUGGAAGCAAAGGUGGUAGCUCCGGUAACGGUGGCAGUCAAGGAGGCAUUUCCAUUGGCGGUCAAGGAGGCACUUCCGGUAACGGUGGCAGUCAAGGAGGCAUUUCCUUUGGCGGUCAAGGAGGCACUUCCGGUGGCAGUAGCGGUUCCAGCAAGGGUGGUAGCCAUGGUGGUAGCAGCAGUGGAAGUUCCGGCAGUGGCAACAAUGGAAGCAAAGGUGGUAGCUCCGGUAACGGUGGCAGUCAAGGAGGCAUUUCCAUUGGCGGUCAAGGAGGCACUUCCGGUAACGGUGGCAGUCAAGGAGGCAUUUCCUUUGGCGGUCAAGGAGGCACUUCCGGUGGCAGUAGCGGUUCCAGCAAGGGUGGUAGCCAUGGUGGUAGCAGCAGUGGAAGUUCCGGCAGUGGCAACAAUGGAAGCAAAGGUGGUAGCUCCGGUAACGGUGGCAGUCAAGGAGGCAUUUCCAUUGGCGGUCAAGGAGGCACUUCCGGUAACGGUGGCAGUCAAGGAGGCAUUUCCUUUGGCGGUCAAGGAGGCACUUCCGGUGGCAGUAGCGGUUCCAGCAAGGGUGGUAGCCAUGGUGGUAGCAGCAGUGGAAGUUCCGGCAGUGGCAACAAUGGAAGCAAAGGUGGUAGCUCCGGUAACGGUGGCAGUCAAGGAGGCAUUUCCAUUGGCGGUCAAGGAGGCACUUCCGGUAACGGUGGCAGUCAAGGAGGCAUUUCCUUUGGCGGUCAAGGAGGCACUUCCGGUGGCAGUAGCGGUUCCAGCAAGGGUGGUAGCCAAGGUGGUAGCUCCAGCACUAGUGGCAGCCAGAACGGUAGUCAGGGUGGUAGCAGCAGUGAUAAUGUCCAUUCGCGUUACGGUGGUAAUGACGAAGAUGGUAGCAGCCAAGGUGGUUGUGAUCGAGGUAGCAGUAGCCAUAGUAGUUCCAACAGUGAUAGCUCCAGCAGUAGUAGUUCCAACAGUGGCAGCUUUGUUCUUCCUGGUGUUAGCGGCAGUGUCAGUAGCAAUGGCCUCGGAUCUGGUCAGGGAGGCAUUAAACUGCACUAAUGCAAAUAGUUCGAUGGCCGAAUCUCGAUCGGCAUUUAUUUUUGUCCCACUUUCAUUAAAAAGAUGUAUCGAAUUUAAAAAUAUAAUGAUGUGAGCA
Molecule: messenger RNA, 4951 nt
Organism: Ceratina calcarata
Lineage: Eukaryota; Metazoa; Arthropoda; Insecta; Hymenoptera; Apidae
Exons: 19
Coding region: 43-4854 (1603 amino acids)
Source: RefSeq, a predicted model, not a curated record